This is a messenger RNA of Megalobrama amblycephala (Wuchang bream), 4457 nucleotides long. RefSeq names its product deleted in malignant brain tumors 1 protein-like. NCBI's taxonomy places the organism in Eukaryota, Metazoa, Chordata, Actinopteri, Cypriniformes, Xenocyprididae. Bases 119 to 4327 code for a protein of 1402 amino acids. The transcript is spliced from 46 exons. The record is from RefSeq and is a predicted model, not a curated record.
AAAGCUUUUCCCAGCACAGGCUUCAGGAUAUUGAUGUGUCAUAAGGAAAUCCUCCUAUGAUGGUUUUGAGUAUAUAAGUGAUGACUGAAAGUUUGAAGACAAUCGUGAUCAGAAGAGAAUGAUGGAAGCCCCGAAUUUCCUUCUCUGUCUGCUUCUAACUGCCUAUCAAGCAAAUACCAUUGAAUCAUGGUCAAGGGUAACAGAUGACUAUUCCACGCACGAUCCAUAUGCCUAUUCAUGCUGGAAUAGCUGUGGAUCCCACUUUGGCAUGUGUUCAUGUACAUACUCCUGUCAGGACAAUGGAAACUGUUGCUAUGACUACAACAGCUACUGCUUGAUGGCCACCGACUGGCCAGAUACAACAGGUUUCCCCUCCUGCAGGUAUAAUUGUGGACACAACCUCGGCAGCUGCUCAUGCAACUACAACUGUUAUAGCUAUGGCAACUGUUGCCCUGACUACGACAAUUACUGCUUUAUGACAACUGAAUGGCCAACUACAACAGAUUUCCCCUCCUGCAGGUAUGACUGUGGACACAACCUCGGCAGCUGCUCAUGUGCUCAUGACUGUUGGUACUAUGGCAACUGUUGCCCUGACUACGACAAUUACUGCUUUAUGACAACUGAAUGGCCAGCUACAACAGAUUUCCCCUCCUGCAGGUAUAAUUGUGGACACAACCUUGGCAGCUGCUCAUGCAACUACAACUGUUAUAGCUAUGGCAACUGUUGCCCUGACUACGACAAUUACUGCCUUUCAACAACUGAAUGGCCAGCUACAACAGAUUUCCCCUCCUGCAGGUGGAACUGUGGAUAUGACCUCAGCAGCUGCUCAUGCGCUUAUGACUGUCGGUACAAUGGCAACUGUUGCCCUGACUACGACAAUUACUGCUUUAUGACAACUGAAUGGACAACAGAUGACUGGUGGAAUACCGCUGAGGUUUCUUCAGAACCAUGUGGUGACUAUCUGACAAAUUGGAUGGGUGAAUUUUCCAGCCCCCGGUACCCAAAUAGCUACCCUAAUAAUGCACGAUGCACAUGGACCAUUCAUAGUACAGAGGGAACAACUGUGCUGUUGACCUUCACCGAUGUUUAUUUGGAAACAUGUUGUGAUUACAUCAGAGUAUAUGAUGGUCCUUCUACCCACUCCCCGUUACUGGACGAAAUACGGGACUACAAGAACAAACGCUACACCUCCAGCAACAAUGAUCUGACUGUGUUUUUCUACAGUGAUAGCAGUGUAUCAAGAAGAGGAUUUCAUGCAAACUGGGUCUUUGUAGAUUCCAAUUCAUGCAGGCAUAACUGCGGACGCUCCCUUGGCACUUGUUCAUGUGAUGAUUCCUGUCGGGACAAUAGAAACUGCUGUUAUGACUAUUACAGCUACUGCUCACUGACAACAACUUGGCCAGCUACAACAGAUUUCCCCUCCUGCAGGUAUGACUGUGGAUACAACUUCGGCAGCUGCUCAUGUGCCUACGACUGUCAUAACUAUGGCAACUGUUGCCCUGACUACGACAGCUACUGCUUAGAAACAACAACGACAACAGAAACAACAUCAACAUUCUGGAUUGAUACAACAGCUCCUUCCUGCAUGUGGAACUGUGGAUACAACCUCGGCAGCUGCUCAUGCACUCAUGACUGUCAGUACUAUGGCAACUGUUGCCCUGACUACGACAGCUACUGCCCAGCAACAACAACAACAUACUGGAUUGAUACAACAGCUCCUUCCUGCAAGUGGAACUGUGGAUACAACCUCGAAAGCUGCUCAUGCGAUCACGUCUGUCAGUACUAUGGCGGCUGUUGCCCUGACUACGACAGCUACUGUUUCAUGACGACAACAACACAAGAAACAACAACACAAGAAACAACAACUGAGUUUAUAAUAGCAGACGAAGGCUCCUGCGAGAAUAAUUGUGGUGAAUUUGUUUCAAUCUGUGGAUGUGACGACCUCUGUCAACGUUAUAAUGACUGUUGCCCUGACUACGACAACUACUGCCUUAUAACAACAACUGAAUGGCCAACUACAACAGAUUUCCCCUCCUGCAGGUAUAAUUGUGGACACAACCUUGGCAGCUGCUCAUGCAACUACAACUGUUAUAGCUAUGGCAACUGUUGCCCUGACUACGACAGCUACUGCUCAGAAACAACAACGACAACAGAAACAACAUCAACAUUCUGGAUUGAUACAACAGCUCCUUCCUGCAUGUGGAACUGUGGAUACAACUUCGGCAGCUGCUCAUGCACCUACGACUGUUAUAGCUAUGGCAACUGUUGCCCUGACUACGACAGCUACUGCCCAGAAACAACAACGACAACAGCAACAACAUACUGGAUUGAUACAACAGCUCCUUCCUGCAUGUGGAACUGUGGAUACAACUUCGGCAGCUGCUCAUGCACCUACGACUGUCAUAACUAUGGCAACUGUUGCCCUGACUACGACAAUUACUGCUUUAUGACAACUGAAUGGCCAACUACAACAGCUCCCUCCUGCAGGUAUUCCUGUGGAUAUGACCUCGGCAGCUGCUCAUGCGUUCACGGCUGUCAGUACUAUGGCGUAUGUUGCUCUGACUAUGAAAGCUUCUGCAUAGCAACAAUUCACCCACCAGAUGAUCCAACAGCUCCCUCCUGCAUGUAUAACUGUGGGUACCACCUUGGCUAUUGUUCAUGCUCCAGGGCCUGUCUUUUUUUUGGCGACUGUUGCCAUGACUACGAAAACGUCUGCUUAAGAACAACAACACCAACAACAACAACAACAACAACAAAGUCAACUCACACGCAAGUUACAGCAGAUGAAAACUCUUGCGAGAAUAACUGCGGCCAAAGGCUUCCCCUCUGUAGAUGUGACGACCUCUGUCAACAUUAUGGCAACUGCUGCCCUGACUAUGACAGCUACUGCUCAGAAACAACAACAACAACAGCAACAACAUACUGGAUUGAUACAACAGCUCCUUCCUGCAUAUAUAACUGUGGAUACAACUUCGGCAGCUGCUCAUGCACUCACGACUGUCAGUACUAUGGCAACUGUUGCCCUGACUAUCACUGGUAUUGCCCAUCAGACACAACAUGGAGAGACUCAACAACAACAACAUGGAGAGACUCAACAACAGAUUCUCAUCCUCAGUGUGGAGGACACCUGUAUGGUUCUGGACUGUUUUCCAGUCCAAACUACCCAAGCUAUUACCAUGAUAAUGCCUACUGUGUGUGGUAUCUCUCUGCUCAGCAAGGACAGAGGAUCUUCCUGUCAUUUGUCGAUGUGCAAUUGGAGCGCUGCUGUAACUGUGACUACAUCUCUGUAUAUGACGGCUCCUCCACUGGUUAUCCACUGCUGGGAAAGAUCUGCUUCAAUGACACCAAUAACCAGGUGUUGCACUCUUCUUCACGAUACUUGACUGUUGUCUUCAGGAGUGACUACUCUGGCGUCAGCCAUGGUUUUAAGGCCCUUUUCACAAGCUCUCUGACUGCAAAUGAAGGUCGUGUGGAUUGUUCCUCAGACAACAUGGUCAUUGUCAUUCAACAGUCUUACCUCAACUCACUUGGGUACAGUGGAAAUGACCUUUAUGUGGAUGAUCAUCUGUGCAGACCCACUAUUACCAGUUAUGAGGUUGUGUUCAGCUUCGCUCUCGACAUGUGUGGAACUGCCAAAGAGAUGAUGAACGGUUAUGUGUCCUACACCAACAAUGUGCGGGCAUCUCAGUCUCAGUCAGGUGAGAUCACUCGUCAGUCACAGUUCCUACUACGCGUGGGCUGCCGAAUGGAGCCGGACACUAUAGUCCAGAUAUUCUACAAGGCCAAGGAGAUCAUCAAUGCCAACAUCACAGGAACGGGCCGCUUCAAUGCCAGCAUAGCCUUCUACACCUCCAGCAGUUUCUACCAACAAAUCUAUGACUCUCCAUAUGAAGUCAACCUGAAUCAGCUUCUGUAUGUUCAAGUCAAGCUAAACAGGCCUGACAACAGCCUGGAUCUCUUCCUGGACACGUGUGUAGCGUCUCCAAAUCCCAGUGACUUCAAAGACCGUUCCUAUGACCUGCUGCGUAACGGAUGUCCCAGAGACAACACAUAUUAUUCCUACACCAGCGGUCAGCACUAUUAUGCUCAGUUCAGUUUCCGGGCUUUCAAGUUCCUCCGGACUCACGCUUACGUGUACCUGCAGUGUAAAGUGAUCAUCUGCCCCGAUAACGAUUACAACUCUCGCUGCCGCCAAGGUUGCCGCUACCGUCGCAAGAGAUCCCUCGACAGCACCUACCACACCAAUACUGUGACGCUGGGGCCAAUCAAACUCAAAGGAGGGAGACGUGCUUUCAGACAGCGUGAGAAGAUUGAGGCAGCAGAGUGAUUUGAUCAUCAUCAGCAUCUCUAUUUCUCAUCUGUAUCAUUAAUCAAAUCAUAUUAUCCUUCCUAAACAAAUUGAUUUAAAUGAAAUUUUGAAAUGAAUUUUCUUUAAUUCAUUAAAGCAAUCCUUCUUC